AUGGGCAACGCCACCGAGCAUUCGGACCAAGAGUCCAGGGACACCAAGCCCGUUCCCAGCUCCAGCCCAAGCGUGCACGCAGAGAAGGAUGCCACCCUCGAGAAGCCCCACGACGGCCAUGUUGAUUACAGGAACGAUGAUCUGGAGAGCCCUGGGUUCGACGCCGCUGCCACCAAGAAGCUGGUCCGCCGCAUCGACUGGCAUUUGAUCCCCUUCCUGGCCUGCUUGUACCUGCUCUCCUUCCUCGACCGUACCAACAUUGGAAACGCGCGUCUAGAGACGCUCGAGAAGGAUGUCGGCCUCUCCAACCUCCAGUACAAUGAUGCAUUGGCCAUCUUCUUCCCCUUCUACGUCGCCGCCGAGGUGCCCUCCAACAUGGCCAUGAAGAAAUGGAGGCCAUCGAUCUGGAUCCCGUCCAUCAUGGUUGUUUGGGCCGUCUGCACAACGUUGAUGGGCAUUGUUCACAGCUAUGCUGGCUUGAUGGUGUGCCGUGCCGCUCUAGGGAUUGCCGAGGGUGGUUUGUUCCCAGGCAUCACGUACUACAUUACCAUGUGGUAUCGCCGCCACGAAUGUGGUCUUCGCAUGGCCAUCUUCUUCUCUGCUGCUACGGCUGCUGGUGCUUUCGGCGGUCUCUUGGCCCGUGGCAUCCUUGAAAUGCGCGGUGUCGGCAACCUUUCUGGUUGGCAGUGGAUCUUCAUCCUUGAGGGUCUCCUGACGCUUGUUGUCGCCUUGAUCGCCUACAAGGCCAUGUACGACUACCCUGACACGGCCAAGUUCCUGUCGCCCGUAGAGAAAGCUGAGGUCGUGAACCGUCUCAAGCUCGACCGCUCCUCGCUGGCGGACGAGUGGGAUAUGCGCUACUUCUGGGACGCCCUCAAGGACUGGAAGAUCUGGGUCCACAUGCUCAUCACCAACGGCAUCUACACCGGCCUGUACUCGUACUCGCUGUUCCUGCCCACCAUCGUCAGCGGCCUCGGCUACACGGAUCCCAAGCUCGCUCAGCUCAUGACUGUGCCGCCCUACAUUGUGGCCUGUUUCUUCUGUAUUACGGCCGGUUGGCUUGCGGAUCGCCUGGGACAGCGUGGUCUGUUCAUGAUCUUCUUUGAGAUGAUGGCCAUGGCCGGUCUCGUGAUGCUCAUCGUCAGCGACUCCAACGCAGUCAAGUACGCCGGCUGCUUCCUCCUGGCGUCGGGCAUCUACCCCAACGUGCCGCAGGGAGUUGCGUGGAACGGCAACAACAUCGGCGGCUCGCUCAAGCGCGGUGUCGGCAUCGCCAUGCACGUCGGCUUCGGCAACCUCGGCGGCACCGUCUCGGCCUACCUCUACCUCAAGAAGGACGCACCCCGCUACAUCUCUGGCCACAGCGCCCUGCUUGGUCUCCACGCCAUGUCCCUGGUGCUGUCGAUCCUGAUGCACCUGUACCUGCGCCACGAAAACGCGCGCCGCGACAAGACCUACAAGCCUCCGUCCGAGUACACAGAAGACGAGAGGGUUGCGGAAAGGACCAAGGGCGAUAUGGCAAGUUUCUUCCGCUAUACUAUCUAA
This is a messenger RNA of Pyricularia pennisetigena, 1545 nucleotides long. RefSeq lists its product as uncharacterized. Lineage: Eukaryota; Fungi; Ascomycota; Sordariomycetes; Magnaporthales; Pyriculariaceae. Gene Ontology annotation, biological process: transmembrane transport. The record is from RefSeq and is a predicted model, not a curated record. Gene Ontology annotation, cellular component: membrane. The transcript is spliced from 4 exons. Bases 1 to 1545 code for a protein of 514 amino acids. Gene Ontology annotation, molecular function: transmembrane transporter activity.